This is a messenger RNA of Drosophila mojavensis, 1878 nucleotides long. It is a transcript of the gene Sap30, whose product is annotated as histone deacetylase complex subunit SAP30 homolog. Gene Ontology annotation, cellular component: histone deacetylase complex. NCBI's taxonomy places the organism in Eukaryota, Metazoa, Arthropoda, Insecta, Diptera, Drosophilidae. Gene Ontology annotation, molecular function: transcription coregulator activity; protein binding. The coding region runs from base 282 to 809 and encodes 175 amino acids. The record is from RefSeq and is a predicted model, not a curated record. The transcript has 3 exons. Gene Ontology annotation, biological process: regulation of DNA-templated transcription.
GACACAGUGGCAAAGUGAUGAUGUUUGCGGCGAAUGGGGGGUGAGAAAAACGCACAAAGUCAGAGCAGAAAGCAGAGUGGGAGAGAAGUCGUUUAUUGCCUUCGCCAACGCACAGUUCAAAGUUAGUGGAAAUAUACAUAGAAAUAUAUAUAAAUAUAUAUGCAUAUAUAUUUAUAUAUAUAAAUACAUAUACCCGUUGCAUAUCCCUGCCCAAAAUCACACAAAGCAGCAGCAACAACAACAAUAGCAGCUACAACAACAAUAACAGCUACAAAUUGACCAUGAACAACGGAUUCAGCACCGGCGAGGAGGACUCGCGCGGUGGCCUCACGGACCAAACAUGCUGCCUGAUCGACGACAUGGAAAGGUGCCGAAAUCAGGCCGGCUACGCCAGCUACAGCAAACGGAUACAGAAGACGGUGGCCCAGAAGCGCCUCAAGCUGAGCAGCGAUCCCAGUGCGCAGCACAUUUACAUCUGCGACUAUCACAAGGAGCGCAUCCAAUCGGUGCGAACGAAGCGACGACGCAAGGACAGCGAGGACGAUAGCAACGAAACGGACACCGAUUUACCAAACUUUCCCGAUCUCUAUCAGCUGAAUCUGUCCGCGCUGCGUCGCUACAAGCGCCACUUCAAGGUGCAGACGCGGCAGGGCAUGAAGCGGGCCCAAUUAGCGGAUACCAUCAUGAAACACUUCAAGACAAUACCCAUCAAGGAGGAGUCGGAGAUCAUUACGUACUUUGUGUAUAUGGUUAAAAUGGGAUCCAAUAAAUUGGAUCAGAAGAAUGGCAUUGGCAAUGAUACCACCUGAACGCAACUCUGUCGGCUGCCGCGGUAUCGCUAUCGCCCUCGUUAUCGUUAUCGCUAUCGUUAUUAACGCCGGCUGCUGAAUAACAGCGCUAGCUAUCCCACUCACACUCCCACUCACAGACACACAGACACAAGCUAUGCGUACAGUGAAAUCGAAUUAGGCGCAAUUGUUAUUAAAACUAGGUUUUCCUUUUUUUGCGCAUCAUUAUGAUUAAUAUUAUUAUUAUUGCGAAGAGUAUUUUUUCAAAUUUUUUUUUCCAAAAUAUAAUUACUUUUAUACACAGAAGUGUUUGGCAUGAGAUUUAUGCCGCCCAGGGCCGGCCCUGUUUAUUGAGUAGGAAAAAUGCCACAUUAUUUGGAUAAUUUAGAGCAAAGUAAAAAAUUUCAAUUUUUAUAAUGAACUUUCAAACGAUUUUUCAAAAUUAUGCUUUAAGUUAAAAUCAAUAUGCAAUUAUUUUGCGACCCUUUAGCUUCACUGUACUUCGUUAGCUGCGCCUGACCCAAAUAUCCCCUGCCUAAGCACUGAUACACACAUACACACACACAGGAACAACAAAACACUGCUGGUGCUCCCAAAAUAGUAUAAACGGAAACUGUUGCAAUGGAAAAAACAAAAGAAAAAACAUUGAAUAGUAAUAGUAGCGUUUGUUGUUAAUAGCUCAUUAUACAGAAAGAAAAGAAAAUCAUACAAAUUUUACAUAGUUGUUAAUGCUAUGUAUAUAUGCAUAUGUAUAUAGAUAUAUAUAUAUAUAUGAAGGAUGACCCAGUUUUGGGGCCAAACGCAACUAAUACAUUUACCUAAGCCUUUCAUUACAUGCUGUUUGUCAACAAUUUAGCCAAAAGCAAUCAAAUAAAAUUCUAAAUCUGCCAACGUGAAAUGUAAAUGAAUAAUAAGAACCACAAUCAAGUACUUCAGAACAUUCUACGUAAAAAUUACAAAAUUGUAAAGAAAAGAAAAAAAAAAAAAAAAUCGAAGAGAAAAGCUAAGCAGAAUACCUGUUUAUUAAUAUACAAUUAUUAAAAUAAUUAUAACUAAAUUGUAAAUGUAAUUUUAACAUAUUGAAUUUUAA